This is a messenger RNA of Tuber melanosporum (Perigord truffle), 1419 nucleotides long. RefSeq lists its product as uncharacterized. Gene Ontology annotation, molecular function: calcium ion binding; zinc ion binding. NCBI's taxonomy places the organism in Eukaryota, Fungi, Ascomycota, Pezizomycetes, Pezizales, Tuberaceae. Gene Ontology annotation, cellular component: membrane; intracellular membrane-bounded organelle; cytosol. The record is from RefSeq and is a predicted model, not a curated record. The transcript is spliced from 2 exons. Bases 43 to 1419 code for a protein of 458 amino acids.
CUUUCUCGAAAUAGAAGCCUUAGCUUAACCACUCAUUUCACAAUGCCUCAACUAUCGCGGUAUUAUUCCGUGAUUGUUCCGGUCGCCAUUGUCGCUGUCGGUCUUCUCACAUACAAAAUCUACCGGUCGACCACAACUCCUCAUAUCAAAAAGUUAAAACGGUCUAAUGCUCGGAGAGUCUCCCGCAGAAAUGCCCGUCGGUUUGGCCCGGUCAAUGGCCUUACUGGCAGCGAGGUUGGUGGAAUCGAUUCUGAAGGAAAUGUUAUCUCGGAUGAGCGCUUGCGCGAGGUGCUAGAUCGGGAGACAAUCGACAUCCCCGAUUCUAUAGCGGAUACAUUGGUUGAGGCUGCUGUGGCUGCUCGGGAGGCUCGAGGGGCUGGCGGAGGUAUAGGACAGGAUGAUCUCAGCGAGUAUAGUUACGUCCCGGAGCCCAAGGAGAAUCAAAACUUACUAAACUUGCUAUAUCUUAUCGCGGAGGAGCAAUCAAAAAGGGAUUCAUACGUCCACCGAGGAGUCACUUGCAAUGCCUGUAAUUGCUUACCCAUUCGGGGCAUCAGGUACCGUUGUGCGAACUGUAUCGAUUUCGACCUUUGCGAGACUUGCGAGGCUUUAGAUUCACAUCCGAAAACACAUUUGUUCUACAAAGUCAGGAUACCAGCUCCAUUUCUUGGUAACCCUAGACAAGCACAGACCCCAUGGUACCCAGGGAAGACUGGUUUAAUGCCGCCAGGGCUCCCGGCCGAUGUAAUCAGGAAAUUUGGGUCUGAGACAGGGUUUGAACCACCAGAAGUUGAAGCUCUAUAUGAGCAAUUCAAGUGCCUCGCUGCCUCAGAAUACCUUUCGGAUCCUCUCAAUCUCGGUGGUGCUAUUUCUAGGCAAACAUUCGAUAAGUGCUUUGUCCCAAACACCCACGUGCGCCCUCCACCUCCCAACCUUAUUUACGACCGAAUGUUUGCCUUCUACGAUACCAACAACGACGGGUUGAUUGGCUUCGAAGAGUUUGUUCGCGGAUUGUCUACUUUAAACCACAAAAACCGUGCCGGUGAGAGGUUACGUCGAAUUUUCAAUGGAUAUGACCUAGAUGGAGAUGGCUAUGUGGAUCGUAAAGAUUUCUUAAGAAUGUUCCGUGCUUUCUACGCCCUUUCAAAAGAUCUUGUUAAGGACAUGGUUGCAAGUAUGGAGGACGACCAUCUGGAAGCUAAUCAAGCAUCCAACGUACUAGUUGGCAGUCAACCGAUUAGUGCUGCGUUUGCCGGAAAUAUUCCUCCCGGGACGAGAAGGACCGGAAAGGAGAGUGAUGGUUUGGAAGAUGAUGAAGAAGAUAUAGACCGAGUCAUCCUUCCGAGUGGAGAUGAUAGAGUUCAUGGCGCAGAGCGUUCCGAGUUUCAGACUAGGCGCGAACAGGGUGCGUUCUGUUGA